Molecule: messenger RNA, 1922 nt
Organism: Polyodon spathula (Mississippi paddlefish)
Lineage: Eukaryota; Metazoa; Chordata; Actinopteri; Acipenseriformes; Polyodontidae
Product: transmembrane protein 244-like
Exons: 6
Coding region: 160-618 (152 amino acids)
Source: RefSeq, a predicted model, not a curated record
AAAUAAAUAAAUAAACUUUAAAUUCGCGAAAAACAGUUUCCAAUUUUGCCUCUAGUGGGCGCUGCUGCCCAAGAGAGAAAUAUUAUUAGGGUUUCCAAGAAUGAUUUUGAUGAAAUGUAGAUCGGGUGUGAUAUAAAACAAACAGCGAGGACUGCACCCAUGGCUUUCAAAAGCAAAGUGGCCGACACAAAGACGGUAAUUCUGCAUUUGUUGCUGUGCUUGGCUAUUUUCUACACUCUCUACUACAUGAUCGGCAGCGUCUGCUUUGGGGCUUUCAAGCUUGAUCAUUUCGAUGGGCUCAUACCAUUUGACUUUAAGACAGAACCCUCCGAAUCCAACUCAAAGUACCUUGUGAACUUGCUGUCGAUGCAGCUCACCUAUUUCACCAGCGGGCUCCUGUUUGCCGCGGUGGUGAAGCGCUGGGUGUGGGAUUAUGCCAUUACUGUCACCCUGGUGCAUGUCGGACUGACCUCCGCAGUAAUGCUGGAGUUCCCUCUUGUGUGGCAGUGGUGGCUGGCUCUGGGCAGUGGCUUGUUCCUUAUGAUCUGCAACGGUCAGCUGAUUGCGUACUUUGCCUGCGAGAAUGACCACAGCUAUCCCACACUCGACAGCUACUGACUGACCACUCUGUCACAUGGAGCUCCACUCUGGAGGGGGUCAAAUCCAUGCCACAGAUUUAACAACAGCUUUACUCCUGGACUAUAACAAUACCAUAAUGCAGAUGUCAACAAAGCUGUGUUUGUGAUAUUCAAAAUACAAAAUGAGGACACUGUACAUUAUGCGCGCUUUGUAAGGCCAAGAAAGGUUCGUUGUUUUAGUAAAAUUCAUUGCAGUUUAAGGGGUCACUUCUUGGCUGAUCUUGGCUGGGGGCUCACAAGGAGCGCUUCGUUGGCCUUUUGCAAUCGCCUGGACAUAGUUUACCUCACAGUGCUUCGCAUGACAAUCUACUGGAUAGGCGUCCUGGGUCACAGACAGAGCCUGUCAACUGAGCCUCAGUUAAUUUAUUUCAAAUAGUGCCAAAAAAAGUCUUCUGAUGAAAUUGUGGUUUAAACAUUUCCUCUUUUUUUUUUCUUUUUUGUUGAUUGAUCAUCGUCAACAGAAUCAGUCACAUACGGACCUGUAGAAAAUGUGUUGUUAGUAAAAAUGAAAAUACACUGUUACAUUUUAAUAUUUCUCAACAGUGUCUCGCAAAGGUCUGCGGCUCCUUGCGAUGCAUGUCACACGUACAAAGGUCAUGUUUUAAGUUACCUUCCCAAGGAAACCAUGUUAUAAACUCAUGUACCAGGAACUUGAGCAAUCAGGCCCUUGCUAAAUCAACUCCAGUCAUACUUAGAUUGUGAAAAAGGUGAAUGGCAGUCAUGUGUUGAUCAUGAAUUAUGAAGCUAGUGUACGUGGUGUAGUAAGAGAUGUUCAUGCUGCAGCUCUAAUGCGGGAAUAUUUCUUGUAGCACAGGUCUAACGAGAACACCCUGUGCAACAACUUUGCUGAAAAAGGCAGCUGUUUGUGCAUUAAAUAUACAUAGAAAUCGUGAUUCUGAUUGUACUGUUGCUUUAUCCAUAUCUUAAAAAAGUUUUAAAAAAGCUUGUUUUAACUGGUCUUAAUUUAACUGGGUGAGAAGUUAGUUCAGAAUGCUUAUAAUACACCUACAGAAUCUGUGAAACUCUUGUAUUGUCGAGUGUACAAUAAGAUUAUUGUAUGGGUAUGGAAAUUUAUGAAGUUUUUUGUAUAAUAUUUUUUUCUACGCUUGGUUUAUGAGAAGAACUAAUGUUUGUUUGUAUUGUGUCAGUUAUCAAGUGUUUAUUUAUUUAUUUAUGUAUUUAUUUAUUUAUGCAUAUUGUAUGUCAUUAUAAAACAAGACUGCUGUGUUAAUUUUGAAACAUUUUGGUUCAGUUUUUUCGUGAUGGGGUAUUUAAUCCCCCCCC